GGAGUGGGGCUCAGCGUAGCGGGGAGAACUGGAUCAUCUACAACUCGCAGGCUAGGUCUCCACCGGAGAACAGAUUUGCUGCAGAAGUGACCAUUUGUGCUGGAAAGUUUUAUAAGAAUUACAGAACUUAAAGCCGAAUCCUAUGGGAAAGUUGGGCUGCAAGUUCUUUCCUGGGAUUGGGGAAGACACUAUUCCAAGUUAAGGGUUGAUGAUGAUUAUUUUGCUGUACGUUACAAGCGUUGCACUCUAUGUCAGUGGGCAGCCAGCAAACAAAAAACUUAAGGGAGAACAGCAGAAUAUACGGUAUGUCUGCAGCAUCCCUGGAUUGCCAGGGCCCCCAGGAGCUCCUGGGACAAAUGGAUUAGUUGGACCACAUGGACGAAUUGGUCUUCCUGGGAGAGAUGGGAGAGAUGGCAGAAACGGUGAAGCGGGUGAAAAGGGCUCAACAGGUGUACGAGGAAAAACAGGUCCACUUGGACCCAUUGGUGAAAAAGGAGAUCAAGGAGAAGCUGGCAAGAGAGGACCAAUUGGACCACUUGGAGACAAGGGUGAAUUUGGACCUGAUGGACCAUUAGGACCUAAAGGUGAUAAAGGGACAAGAGGGGGUCCAGGAGAACCAGGAGUGUGCAAGUGUGGUGAUGUAGUUCUCAAAUCUGCUUUCUCAGUUGGGAUCACCACUAGUUUUCCUCAAGAAAGACUUCCAAUUCUAUUCAACAAAAUUCUCUUUGACGAAGGAGAACACUACGACCCAUCCACUGGGAAGUUUAUUUGUGCUGUUCCUGGAAUUUAUUAUUUUUCCUAUGACAUCACUCUUGCAGACAAGCACCUGGCCAUCAGCCUGGUACAUAAUGGAGAAUACAAAAUAAAGACUUUUGAUGCCAACACGGGAAAUCAUGAUGUUGCCUCAGGUUCAACACUACUUUACCUAAAGCCAGAAGAUGAAGUGUGGCUGGAGAUAUUCUACACAGAUCAAAAUGGUCUGUUCUCAGAUCCCAGUUGGGCAGACAGUUUGUUUUCUGGGUUUCUAUUAUAUGCAGAUACUGAUUAUAUGAAUGCUCUGACUGAUGAUGAUUUUUGAUACAUGGCUCCACUUCUCUUGGAAAGGGUUCCUCAUAUGUUCUAACAAUGUCUUGACAUAUCAGGGCUUUUUAGGUCAUACACUUGUCUUCAAUGGUUAACUGGAACCUUGUGGCAACCUUUGGCAUCUUGAAUAGCUCUUUCCAAUACUAUUUCACUAAUGGAUAAAGUAAUCCAAUAUCGGUUGAGAAAAAUAAGAAACUACCAACCUGGGCAUUUUGAGACUUAUACUAAAAUAUAUUGAGAUCUCUUGUAGACCAUUUUAUUACUUGCUAACAAAUAAAGACAAUUUAUUAUUACUA
Hyla sarda is the source of this 1379-nucleotide messenger RNA. It is a transcript of the gene C1QTNF7, whose product is annotated as C1q and TNF related 7. The record is from RefSeq and is a predicted model, not a curated record. NCBI's taxonomy places the organism in Eukaryota, Metazoa, Chordata, Amphibia, Anura, Hylidae. Gene Ontology annotation, molecular function: protein binding. The transcript has 3 exons. Bases 209 to 1078 code for a protein of 289 amino acids.